AGCAUCACCCUUCGAUACGAACCCAUACCUUCUCUGCUUCACUGAAAACCCUUUUCCGGCGACGAUGGCGAACCUCCGACGAGCUUUUCUGGUGGUUCUUUGCCUCUUCGCGGCGGUGGCAACGGUGACGGCGAGGGAAAUGCGCGGCUCUUCCUUGAUGAACGUUUUUCCAAGCAGAGAUCCCAUGGAGGAUGAGUGGUUGACGUACCAAGAGUGGCUGACGAAGCAUGGAAAGUACUACAAUGAUCUGGACGAGGUGAGUAGGAGGUUUGAGAUCUUCAGGGAUAAUCUAAGGUAUAUCAAGGAGCACAACUCCGGAGAUCAUGGAUACAAGCUUGGUUUGAAUCGAUUCGCUGAUCUCACUAACGAGGAGUUCAGGGAGAAGCAUUUUGGGGCUCUGAUUGAUGGGAGGAGGAGGAUUCAGGGGAGGAUCACCAGUGAUCGGUAUAAGCACCGUGAAGGCGAUGAUCUGCCGGAGAGUGUUGAUUGGAGGGCUAAGGGCGCCGUCGGACCCGUCAAGGAUCAAGGAACUUGCGGGAGCUGCUGGGCUUUCUCAUCAGUGGCAGCAGUGGAGGGGAUAAACCAAAUUGUGACAGGGGACAUGAUACUGUUAUCAGAACAAGAGCUUGUGGAAUGUGAUACUGAGAGUAACCGAGGUUGUUUUGGUGGGAUCAUGGAUGAUGCCUUUAAUUUCAUCAUCGACAAUGGUGGGAUUGAUACUGAGGAGGACUAUCCUUAUACUGGCCAAGAUGGCCAAUGUGAUGCAAAUAGGAGGAAUGCAAAUGUUGUUACUAUUGAUUCUUUUGAGGAUGUUCCUGAGAAUGAUGAGAAAGCAUUGAAGAACGCUGUUGCUCACCAACCUGUUAGUGUUGCUAUUGAAGCUGGAGGCAAAAACUUCCAACUAUAUGAAUCUGGAAUCUUUACAGGAAACUGCACAACAGCCCUGGAUCAUGGUGUGACAGCAGUAGGUUAUGGCACUGAGAAUGGUACUGAUUAUUGGAUCGUGAAGAACUCAUGGGGCAAAAUGUGGGGAGAGGAUGGCUACAUCAGGAUGGAACGCAAUGUAAAUGACACAACUGGCAAGUGUGGCAUUGCAAUGAUGGCCUCAUAUCCGAUCAAGGAAGGGCAGAACCCGCCCAAACCAAGUCCGUCCCCUCCGACUCCAGUGAAACCUCCAACUGUUUGUGACAACAGCUUCUCCUGCUCUCGAGGCACUACUUGUUGCUGUGUCUAUGAAGAUUACGAUAAUGAAUGCUUAGCAUGGGGAUGUUGUCCUUUUGAGUCUGCUAUUUGCUGUGAAGACCAUUUCAGCUGCUGUCCACAUGACUACCCCAUUUGUGAUGUUUAUCAUGGAACCUGCCUAAUGAGCAAAGACAAUCCUCUUGGAGUGAAGGCUUUCACCAGGACUCCUGCAAUGCUUAACUUCCGGCCCAAUUAUGAAGGCAGGAGUGAUGCAUGAGAAGCUUUUAAUUGUUUUAUGGCUCUUGAUUGAUCAUUAGGAACUCAUGUAAAUAUUGCUGCUUUUUAGUUGCUUCUUUUUUUUUUCCUUAUAUUUUGGAUAAACAAGAAGUUUGUUUGUGUGGUGCUAUUUGAAUGAUUUUAUUAUUUAUUUGAUGA
This is a messenger RNA of Dioscorea cayenensis subsp. rotundata (Guinea yam), 1617 nucleotides long. Its product is annotated as low-temperature-induced cysteine proteinase-like. Gene Ontology annotation, molecular function: cysteine-type endopeptidase activity. Gene Ontology annotation, cellular component: lysosome. NCBI's taxonomy places the organism in Eukaryota, Viridiplantae, Streptophyta, Magnoliopsida, Dioscoreales, Dioscoreaceae. The record is from RefSeq and is a predicted model, not a curated record.